Messenger RNA from Mucor mucedo, 1589 nucleotides. Its product is annotated as major facilitator superfamily domain-containing protein. Bases 21 to 1517 code for a protein of 498 amino acids. Gene Ontology annotation, biological process: transmembrane transport. Gene Ontology annotation, cellular component: membrane. The record is from RefSeq and is a predicted model, not a curated record. Lineage: Eukaryota; Fungi; Mucoromycota; Mucoromycetes; Mucorales; Mucoraceae. The transcript has 4 exons. Gene Ontology annotation, molecular function: transmembrane transporter activity.
CUCUUUUAUUUUUUUUUUAGAUGGAGAAUAAAAAGAUUUUAAUUCUAUCGUUUGUUACUGCAUUAGCUGUAGCAAAUGUAUCUGGACCACAGUACAUAUAUCCAACAUAUGGUACUUCAUUGACAAAUAAAUUUCAUUGGAAUGGUAUUGAAAAUAGUAUGGUCAGUACCGCUACAUUUGUUGGUGUGUCCUUUUCUGGACCACUAUGUGCUUGGCUGGUAGAGAAUUUAGGAAUUAAAAAUACCUUGAGAGUAGCUUCCCUUUCUGCUUUAACUGGGCUGUUUUUAUUAGCCCAGACUUAUGCAGGAUACCUUUCAAGCCAUUAUGUUUUAUGUUCCAUUUAUUUGGCAUGCACCGGUGCUGCUGGUGCUGCUUCAUACAUAUGCGCCCUUGAUUCACAGGCACAUAAUUUCAAGUCUCAUAGAGGAAUGAGUAUGGGGCUCACAAGUGCAUCUCUAGGCAUCAGCGGGCUUGUAUUCUCUCAAAUUAAUGACCGAUACUUUAAAUCCAAGGCAGAUGACUCGAGCACUUUCCAUUUCUUACUCUUUGUCGGGGUUGUCGUUUCCAUCAUUGUCUUUCUUGGUUCGUUUGUAUUAGGUCCAAUUCAUUCAGAAGAAGCCGUUGAUUUGUCAGUUGAUCUUGUUCACAGAAAAGAUGAUCUUAUCUCCCAGAAUUUAAAUCACCAUAGCUAUACUCAAAGCAUCAGCAGCUUUAGUACUUCGUCCACCCAAUUCGAAGAAGAUGAAGAAGAUAGACCGCUUUUAUCGAAAAACGCAAUUGUCGUCUCUGCUGAUAAUCUUACUCAUAUGAAAAAGCAAAUGAAUAUACAAGAGGAAACUGCUAUCUCUGGUAUUGCCUUCUUUUCAGACCCAGUUGGAUUUGCAUUAGCACUUUCAUUAUUAGUCAUUCUGGGUCUUGGUUACGUCUAUCUAGCAAACAUUGGUCAAUUGCUCGUUUCUUUAUCCCCUUCAGACUUGUCUAUUGGUGAAGCUCAGCAUCUACGUAAUUUUCAUGUUUCUGUCUUUAGUAUUGCAAACUGUGGGUCUAGAGCGGUUUUCGGUACUCUCAGUGAUGUACUCAGAAGGGCCGGCGUGCACCGCUUGUGGUUCUUUUGGGCUGCAGCUGUCGGUCUUGUGAUCUCUAUGAGUGUCCUCAUCACUUUUGUGUCCACUGCAGACGAUUUAAUUUUAUGCACUAUCAUGACCGCCAUUGUUUACGGUAUUGCGUUUGGUGUUGCGCCUGCUACCAUCAGUGAGUUUGGUCAAAAGGCCUUUGCUCGUAACUGGGGAUUGUUACUAUGCGCUCCGGCUAUAGGCAGUCAAUUGUUCAAUGUAUUGUUUGGUACAUAUUAUGAACUUGAGUCCAAGAAACAAGGAGCCGUUUCAGGUGCUUGUUAUGGUCCAGCCUGUUAUGAAAUGACCUUUUUCAUUGGCAUUCUCGCUGCUUUCGGCUCUUUAUUCAUUUUAUCGCUGGCGAUCUAUAAAAAGGGUUUAUACAAGUUUACGAGUUCUGUGUGAAUUCUAUACCUGCUUCCCCUCAAACUGAUUUUGAUAAAAUAAAUAAAAAAUACUGCAUUUUUGCACGUGGAA